AAAUCCUCUGCCAUCCUUCCGAGGAACUUCCUCCAUCUCUACCACCAUUGACUUCUCUGUUUCCCUUCAGAUUCCAAAAUUUGAYCAGUUUUCCCACUUUCCCACAUAUAAUCCAUCUCCUUCUUCUCGAUUUCCAAAUUUCCCAUCUGGGUUUUUUGAUUCUUGUGUUUCUUAAUCCAAUUUCUUCUUCCUUCUGCUUCUUGUUGUUCGUGGAUUCGUGAAGGUUGCAGAAGAGAAGCAACAGAGGACAUGAACGAUUUGUUCUCCUCCCGCUCUUUCCCCCGCGAAGGCCAUGUCGUGGAGAUGGCCAACGCCUCCUCCUCCCCCACCGCCGUAAAUCUCGACAAGUUCUUUGAAGAUGUGGAGUCUGUCAAAGACGAGCUCAAGGAGCUGGAUCGGCUCUACCAGAACCUCCAUGACUCCCACGAGCAGAGCAAGACGCUUCACAAUGCUAAGGCCGUCAAGGACCUCCGAUCCCGCAUGGAUUCCGAUGUUGCCCUAGCCCUCAAGAAGGCCAAGCUCAUUAAGGUCCGAUUGGAGGCUCUUGAUCGCUCCAAUGCCGCCAAUCGGAGCCUCCCCGGUUGCGGCCCCGGCUCCUCCUCCGACCGGACCAGGACCUCCGUAGUCAACGGCUUGAGGAAGAAAUUGCAGGACUCCAUGGAGAGCUUCAACAAUCUCAGGCAGAAGAUCUCCUCCGAGUACAGGGAGACCGUGCAACGGAGAUAUUAUACUGUCACCGGCGAGAGCCCCGACGAGAAGACCAUUGAUAUCUUGAUUUCUACAGGUGAAAGUGAGACAUUCUUGCAGAAAGCCAUUCAAGAACAAGGUAGAGGCAGAAUCUUAGACACCAUAAACGAGAUCCAGGAGAGGCAUGAUGCAGUAAAAGACCUGGAAAGGAACCUCAAGGAGCUGCACCAAGUUUUCUUGGACAUGGCAGUCUUGGUGCAGGCUCAAGGUGAGCAACUCGACGACAUCGAAAGCCAAGUCAACAGGGCUCAUUCUUUUGUCCGAGGCGGUACUCAGCAGUUGCAGACAGCCAGAGUUUACCAGAAAAACACUCGGAAAUGGACAAUCAUCGGAAUCAUCAUUCUGCUGCUCAUAGUCUUGGUGAUCGUCCUCAGCCUGCAACCUUGGAAGAAGAAUAAUAGUGGUUCGAACACUCCAGUCUAAGGCCUCUUUCCUACGAAGCCUGGCAAGUAGUCUCCUACCGAAAAACUCUCGAUCAGGCUCUCACAUAGUACUUCUGUAUGUUACUGCCCAUAUUAUUUGAGACAUCAGGAUCCCUUUAUCUAUCUUUUACCUCAUUUUGUUUCCAUUUUUUAUUAGUAUCAUUAUUUCUUUAAUUCUGUAACAGUUAGGGCAUGAUGAGGUUAGAUUAGAUGGAUAUAGAUUUGCUUGAUGAAAACCUUGAGGCCUUGAUAUCAUUGACUUGGAUUUAGACAUUGUUGUAUUGUAUACACCCUUUUGGAAUUUAGAUUCUUUUGUGUAAURGAUUUUAUAUUUUGGGAGUGAAUAAGUUUAUACUGCGUUUUUUCUUUC
Molecule: messenger RNA, 1539 nt
Organism: Momordica charantia (bitter melon)
Lineage: Eukaryota; Viridiplantae; Streptophyta; Magnoliopsida; Cucurbitales; Cucurbitaceae
Gene: SYP122
Product: syntaxin of plants 122
Biological process (GO): exocytosis; vesicle fusion; intracellular protein transport
Cellular component (GO): SNARE complex; plasma membrane; endomembrane system
Molecular function (GO): SNAP receptor activity; SNARE binding
Source: RefSeq, a predicted model, not a curated record